GGCAAGCAAAGCUGGGAAGCAGUUGUUGAGGCUCGAAACUCCAGCGAUUCGGCUCGGCAGACAGGAGGGGGGAUGGAUCCCGUGGAGGCGGAGGAGCAGCAGACGGAGCCGCCGGACGACGAGGCCUACGCCGAGGCCGAUCCCACCGGCCGCUUCAUCCGGUACGAUGAGAUCUUGGGAUCGGGUGCCGUCAAAACAGUCUACAAGGCCUUCGAUAAGCUGGAGGGCGAUGAGGUCGCAUGGUGCCAAACACGGAUUGAUGAUUCUGUCAUGGGUUCCUCAGACAAGAUGGCACAACUGAAUACGGAGAUCCGUCUGUUGAAGACGCUGAGGCACAAGAACAUUCAGAAGUUGUUUGCCUCAUGGAUUGAUGAGGACAAGAAGACAGUUAACAUCAUCACAGAGCUCUGCACAUCCGGCAGUUUGAGGCAGUUUCGUAAGAAGCACAAUAAAGUCGGUAUGAAGGCUAUGAGAGGAUGGGCAAUACAGAUAUUGACAGGGCUGGAAUAUCUUCACAGUCAGAAGCCAGCGAUUAUCCAUAGGGAUUUAAAGUGUGACAACAUAUUCAUAAACGGUCAUGAUGGACAAGUGAAGAUUGGUGACUUUGGUCUGGCGACAUUUUUGCAUCAACGGAAAACGAGAAGUAUCAAAGGCACAUUAGAGUUUAUGGCACCAGAACUCUUCACCGGGAAUUACAAUGAGUUGGUGGAUAUAUAUUCAUUUGGGAUGUGCAUGCUUGAAAUGGUGACGUGUGAAUAUCCAUACAGUGAAUGCGAAGGCAAGCCAUGGAUAUACAAGAAAAUUUCUGAAGGUAUAAAACCAGCUGUGCUUUCCAAGGUUGAAGAUGCAGAAGUAAGAGGUUUCAUAGAAAUCUGUUUGGCUCCGGCAGCUGAAAGACUUUGUGCAAGUGAGCUCUUGAAGAACUGUUUCCUCCAGAAAGACAAGCCUAUCCCAGCGCCUCCUAUUUCAGUCUCUCUGGUCUCGAGUGUGACUAAAGAUGGGCGGCAGUCUGCCAGUUUCAUGCUAUGGAAGGGUGAAUUCUCACUGAAAGGCGAUAUGCAUGUCACCGACCAUGUUAAUUUAUCGCUAAGAUUUCCUGAUCCCAGUGGUUGUUUUAAGAAUGCCGAAUUCCCGUUCGAUGUGGACCAAGAUACCAGCCUUUCUGUGGCUCUGGAAAUGGUCGACACUUUUGGAUUGCCGCAAGGGAACAUGCAGAUCAUAGCGCAGCUGAUUGAGGUGUUCUUGCUCAUCCUGAUCCCUGAAUGGGUGCCCUGCGUUGCUGUCGGACGGGUGGUUGUGGUUCCUGAGAGUGCACACAGCCACAGCUACAUCUCCAAAAUUAUCAUGAACUGCAGGCAGCUCAGAUUGGCCGUCCUAGGAUAGUUCUGCUUUCCCCAAGCUAGUGUAUCUUCAGUUUGUUUUGUUUAGUCAGAUGAAUUUGGCCUUGCUUCAGCCUCUGGUGCGGCUCAUAUUACAGCGCCCACUCGAUGUGCUGCUAGGCAUGGCAUUUUUCGUUGAUGAUGGUGAAAGUUAGUGCACAUCUACUAGAUUCAUUGAUUGAGAGUAAUUGGUUGGCAGUAGUUCGAAUGUGUCCCUUUUUUUUCUUUAAAUUGUUGUGUUCAAUCCAAUUUUGAAUGCUAAAAUUUUCCUGGUUCCCUGGUGAAA
Molecule: messenger RNA, 1665 nt
Organism: Triticum dicoccoides
Lineage: Eukaryota; Viridiplantae; Streptophyta; Magnoliopsida; Poales; Poaceae
Product: probable serine/threonine-protein kinase WNK9
Exons: 7
Coding region: 73-1383 (436 amino acids)
Biological process (GO): protein phosphorylation
Molecular function (GO): ATP binding; protein kinase activity
Source: RefSeq, a predicted model, not a curated record